UCGAUCCUGCAUCCGACUAAAAAUAAAAAACAGUGUCCGUGGUGCUUCGGUCUCACCUAUACCCAUUGUCCGUUUCCCCUACCAACGUAAACAUACUCUAAAAGGUCCUAAUCUUGUCUACUAAUAAACCAGUCCAUCACAUGAAAUGUUGAAAAGAGUGCAAACAGUUUUGAUAACGGGUCCGCUGCGCAUCUUUUGUUCCAGAACUGCAGAAGUCACUUGAAGGUCUUCCCUCAGGAGGUUCUUCUUACAACAGAGAACAAAUACGGUAUCCAGGAUUUUCACUGAGCGAAAGUGUAUCCGAAAUCGUAAGUGAUGAACAGCGGGGGACCAUUCUGUCAGCUCCUUGUUCCCCUCCCAUUCCUCGGUGGAGUACGAGUUCAUCUUUCAGAUUGAUUCACCUUCAAUAUCCAAUAUGCCAUCUAUUUUUCCAUAAACAAUGAAGAUUUUAUUGGUAAAGUACUCUACAAGUACCAUUGGAUCUUUAGGAUAGCUGAUUGUCGGAGAGUAACAACCCGAGUUUGCCGAGACUCGUAACAUCAGAUGUUUUGCUUGAUAGUUGACGCAGCUUUGCAAAGUUUUUGAUCUGACAGGAUGGCGUCUCCUGUAGCAAAAGCUCCAGCGGUUGUUGUCGAAACAUUCAAAGAAGAGGUAAAUGGCAAUUACGAAGAUGGGGAGAAUGUGAACAUUAUCGUUCCUGGGAGUGAAAGGUUCGACACGGAGAGCCGCAAAGACAACAUGCUGGAUACCUUAAGAAAAAUGGGAGGACUGACUCCAAAGGUAACCAUCGGGGAAAAUAAAGGGAAGGUGCGACUGAGGACGACGCAGGAGCUUCGAGAAAUGCUUGACAAGAAUAAAAAAGAUUCCAAACAGUCGCCGAUACCAGAGGAAGUCGAUGACGCAGGCGGCCAGGGGAAAGAAAACGACGAUUACCCCUGGCGGAGGUUCUCCAACGAGGCGACGCGACGGGGGUUGCAUCCGCAGAGGUCGAGGAGUAAGAGCGAUGAAGGGAUGCCCCUGUUAAGCGCGUACGAUCACGAUGGUGGGUCCAGUCGAAGAUUACGAAGUCGACGACGACGACUGUACGCGAAGGACAAUGGUCUUGAUCUAGCACCUGAAGAGGAUGAAGAGGAAGAUGUCGAUAUUCACGCUGGUCGAGUGCGCAGGGGAAGCAUAAUGAUCCCGGCGAUGACUCCGAAAUCACGCAGCCGUGGUCGAUAUCGGAAAGGUAGUCAAGAAUUUGCAAUCGACGAGGAAAGCACCUACGGCGACGAUGACGCCGAUCUCGGCGGCAAGCGAGGCAGUCGAUCACAGCUCCUCACCAACACUGUCUUGAAAAAUGACCAGGAGUCGAAGAAGAGGCGGUCGAGAUCGCGACGGUCUUCGAUGAUGCCUCCGUCAGAGCAAGGUAAACUGAUGCCUUCUCGAGGUCGGUUUCUUUCGCUCCCUGGUUCGUCGAGGAGAUCGCGAAGAGGAAGCGUUUCUGACGUAGAAGAUGACGAGGAUGACGACGACGACGACGAUGGUAGUGGAUUUGACAGGCUUAAACGGGGUGGGUUCCUAUCAACCGGUGCCUCCAAUGAUAUACAGAAGACGAACAAGGAGCUUAAAGAGGAGAUGAGGAGACGGAAUAGGAAGCGCCUUAUUCGAAAAUUCAAGAUCUACUGCAAACUGAUAACCUCCUUUCAUCGACUUUGCCAGGCUUAUUUUCUCAGUGUGAACACAAAUAGUUCUGACUUCCAAGGCAUUCAUGGUUUACUGGACGAGCCUGAACAAGAACUACUCUUUGACGUCAGAAAAUUCAGAGCCAACAAGGAGUCUGGAAUAUCCGCUGAUGCGAGAAGAAUCCUUUCCACUCGACCGAGCAACAGAACGGAGAAGGAUACAUAUCAUGUACUGAUUUCGAUGAGGAACUACCCGACGUUUUGCGAGUAUCCUCUGGCAAUGCAGCAACAGAUUGUGGGUGUUGGUUUUUACGUGUCCUAUCAAGCACAAAGGAUCAUCCUCAGGCAAGGCCAUUGGGCAGAAAACUUCUACUUCAUACUCUCCGGUUCAGUGGUGGUGAGUGUGAUGGAUGAAGGAACGCAUCAGAAUCGAACUGUAGUCUAUCUGAACAGAGGAGAAACAUUCGGGGAACUUGGCCUCGUCAACCGAGCAAAAAGGCAGGCUACAGUCAUCGCAAGGGAACGCAUAGAGAUGAUCGUUAUCAAUGGAAAUGAUUACACAAGAAUCUUUAUGGCUGGUGGUCUUUCAACUCUUCUCAAUCCACAACAAAACGACAAUGCUUUUGUCAGAAACCUACGAUUCUUGGAAGGCUGGCCUCUCCAUCGGCUUGCAGAGAACCCAAAGAAAUGCAUCUUUUCCUAUUUCAAACGGGGAGAUGUUCUUAUUCGGGAAAGUAGAAGAUCAGAUUGGAUCAUCAUAGUAAAAUCGGGCAGCUGCCAAGUUAUGAAACUGCUACGGAAGGCAAGGCCAAAAUCAAGGCGAAAUAACACUGCUGACGAAGAGGACGACGCAACAAACAAACAACAGAAACGUUGGUCGAACCGUCUGACAUCAAAGGCCAUGGCUGGGACCCUCAUUGAAAACUUCGAACAACGCAAGAAACGAGAAGAGUUCGAAGACUUCAUGAAAGACCUCAACGUCAACGAAGACGGCUCAGCAAAGUCUCACAAUCGAGGAGAACAACGCACAUCAUCCGACGACUCAGACAAGAGAGAUGAGCAUGACGUCGAGAUCGACGAUGAAUGGGCUGAGGAAGAAAUCGACUUUGGGGAUGACGACGACAAGGAAACUGCGCCCCCAUCGAAUUCAAAGAGUCCAGUGGGUGAUAAGAAUUCUCCAACUAAACUUAAAUCGGCCUACCUGUCAAGGAAAAGAAGCAAGUCAAUGGAUGGCGUACCUAGUGUGUUAUUCGAAGAGGAGGAGGACAAUGGAGUUGAAGAGGGUGUUAACCCAAUAGCGGACAUUCUGUUUCUUCAUAACGUGCAACAGAAGGCCGAUAAACAGAAAUCGAAUGUCGGAAAGAAAAAAACUCUCCUCGACGACAUCGGUGGAUCCGAUGGCGAGGGCGUAGAAGUGGAUGAAAACACAGAGCCGAUAUGGGUUCGAGUGCAGACGCUUAUCAAAGGAUCUGUAUUCGGGUUGGCGGACAUGGCGUACGAGUCCCAGCCAAGUUUUGCAGUCAUCAGCAAUGGGGCCGAGUGCAUUCUCCUCUCCAAGAAACUCUAUAUGGAACAUGCCAGUAUGCGCAUGAUCAGUAAAUUACGUACUCAGUACCAGCGGUACCCACCGGAAGAAGAACUCCAGAUGGGGUUAGAGGUCAAACUCAAAUGGGACCUCUACAAGACCGAUACAUUGAAAGGGACCCUCAAGGAAAGCAAACUAAGAGACAGAGCAUCGAAAUUCAGAUGAUAUCAAAAUCAUUCUAUUGUGAAUCUAGCAUUAUGAUAUACAAAAAUAUUUGAAUAAACAUCUUGAGAGCAUUAUGAUGAUUAAAAAUCUAUGUUACUACACAUCUAAUAGUUAAUUGGAAUCAAGUAUGCAGCAUGAGUUAGUUUGUUUGAAUAUGGAAGUUGACUAAAAUAGAAUGGAGGGUAGCUUCAAGCUCCUAAGGCAUAUCAUGUCUGCAACUCCAGUGGCCUGUUGCAUAAACAUGAGAAAACUCUGGUAAAAACUGAAAACUAAGGUUAGUCUGAUUUCUGCCAUUGAAUUUAACACAGGGCAAAAACUCCGGUAAAAAUAACCUGAGUUUUCUCAGGUAAAAAGUUUUAUGUAACGGGCCCCAGGUAAACCAAAUGCAAUGGUUUCAUAUCCACUCUAGAUAAAACCAUGGUACUCAUAAGUGUAUCAGCGUUUCUGCCACGUAUGUUUCUUCUGAUUUGUUGUAAAAGCCAGAGUUCUAAGUAAACGAACGUGAUUAUUCCAUCAUAGGAACUGAGAUAAUUUGUUUCAUAAAACUACUUGUACAUUACGAAUGACUUUUGCGCACGACUGACUCACCCCUUAUUCUGUUACACGAGUUUCUCUGAGGAGUUUCUCAAUCAUAAUUUAAAAAUCCUCACAGGAUUUAAUGAAUUCUGAGCUUCUUCGGGAUUCUUGUGAAAAAAAAUGAAUUCGAAUUGUAAAGAUUUUUUUAAUUUUUUUUUUUAUAAAUGUCAAGAUUUGUUUAGAAUCGAAUCCUGACUUCACGUGACUAGUCUCACCAGGGUCCCAUUGCAUAAAAGUUACCAUUAUGGGUAACUUUGCCAUCCAAUGGUAACUUGCAUGGAAUCCUUGAUUCUGAUUGGCUGUUGAUCAGUGUUACCAUGGCAGCUACCUUUGGAUGGCAAAUUUACCAUAAUAGUAAUUUUUAUGCAACGGGGUCCUGGGGCCUUAGACAACGAUACCUCCUUUGUAAUUACCAAGUAUCGGUAAUUGGUUCUGUUGGGUAUAACUGGGGUUUAAAUUUGACGACGUCAAAGGAAUAAUAAUGAAUUCUUCAUCUUGUGUGUACAUAGCUAUAUUUUUCACAAUUUGCAAAUAAAAUAGAUGUUUUCUUAUCUAACAUGUCUAAAUCAAAAUGUAUAAUUUUAGCAUGAAAUGCAUCAAAGUCAGCUUAUUUCGAUACGUUGGAGAAUUGCUCUAAAGUAUGAAAAUGAACUUAUAUCUAUAGUAGAUUGCUACACUAAAGAUAAACAAAAUGAAAAUAUAAAAACAUUGGAAAUCUUCAUACGAAACCUAACACUUUAUUUACCAGGGGUAAAAGAUAUAUCCACAAUUGAAGUGUAUAUCAUGAGAAUGAUAAUACUUUAUAAAUAUAUUUAUUUGUAUAUGACUUGUAUAUGUUAUAUUGUAUAGCAUAUAACAUAUCUGAUUUGUACUUUAUUUGAAAAAAAAGUGUUUGUUUCAUGAGAAUUAGUGCCAAAUUUCAAUAAAAUGUUUUACCAUGUAACUCUCUCUUGAAAGUUUGAUGUUUUGCGUUCGAAUCGAACGCAAUAUAUUUUCAAAUCUAUUUACUAAGUCUGUGAAUGCGAAAUAAUACAGCAGAAGCGAGCAGAAGGCAGAAGAAAAUAGUGUUUUCAUAUUAUGAUAAGGAACACCUUUGUCUUUUUCAAAACAAAAAGUAAAAGCUUGUAACAAC
Molecule: messenger RNA, 5122 nt
Organism: Lytechinus variegatus (green sea urchin)
Lineage: Eukaryota; Metazoa; Echinodermata; Echinoidea; Temnopleuroida; Toxopneustidae
Exons: 18
Coding region: 595-3414 (939 amino acids)
Source: RefSeq, a predicted model, not a curated record